Molecule: messenger RNA, 926 nt
Organism: Drosophila persimilis
Lineage: Eukaryota; Metazoa; Arthropoda; Insecta; Diptera; Drosophilidae
Product: protein odd-skipped-related 1
Exons: 4
Coding region: 538-810 (90 amino acids)
Source: RefSeq, a predicted model, not a curated record
AAAUUAUAUGUGGACACACCAUGCUAAAAUCUUUAGUUAGUAUCGAUUCUGCGGAACAGCUGAUAAGCAAUUAAAUAAAUUAAAUUCAAAUAUGGCCGGGAUCAAAAAGGAUCACCAAAAGGACACCAGUGCCGCCAGGCACAGUGGAGCGUGAGGCGCUGAUUCAACGUGCCAUCAAAUGGAGCAUUUCUUUGCAGGGACACUCGGUCUUGCACAAGCUCAUUGGCUACCUUGAGUGUCUCGGGUAGCACGAGCGCGGCUCCUGCUAUUCCGUCGCAGAUCACGAGCCGGGCUCCCUCAAGUGCUGCUGCUAAUCUCUUCGAGAUAGAGACAUUACAGAUCGACGAUGAGCAGAACCAAUCGCGAAGGUAAUGAGAAGGGAUCGCAGAGCCCGCAGAAAGUCAGUAGAUUUUUGGAAUCCCAACGACAAACCCCCGAUAUUUUCGAUUUGCAAAAUGGCACCCGUGCUCACCGGGCACCACCGGGCCUUCAUGCCCCUCGCGGCUUCAUCCCGGGACAACUCGAUCCCGCGCGCAAAUGCUCCUACACGAGAGGAUUCACAUGGAUGACAGCCAGCGUCCAUUCCGCAGCGAAUAUUGCAGCAAGUCUAUCGUGACCAGGGCAGACUGCAGGUCCCAUCAAAUACAACACACCUUGAGCCGCGAGCACAGCUGCCACAUCUGCAGGUUAAGAUUUAAGCUAAGGAAGCAUUUUAUGGCCCAUCUGAAAUCAGGGGCCCACAAAACCCUGGAAGCACGAGACAAAGGCCCACUUUCCGUUGAAUCAGAGUAUUUCCCAAGGAGCCUAUAACGCCGCCUUCUGUUCCAUGGGAAGGACAUUUUGCGAUCAGAAGAAUGCGGUAUCCAAUGCCAAGAUGUUGAAGGCCCUUGGUGAUUCAUCAGGCAUAUGAUUUUAUAUAUGUACAU